Cynoglossus semilaevis (tongue sole) is the source of this 1283-nucleotide messenger RNA. RefSeq names its product DNA polymerase iota-like. Lineage: Eukaryota; Metazoa; Chordata; Actinopteri; Pleuronectiformes; Cynoglossidae. Gene Ontology annotation, molecular function: damaged DNA binding; DNA-directed DNA polymerase activity. The record is from RefSeq and is a predicted model, not a curated record. Gene Ontology annotation, biological process: translesion synthesis.
AUGAACAGCAUUGAGAAAAAAGGGACAAAGCCGAAAGAAGAAAGAAGAAAGAAGAAGACUCAUUGCCAUAAGGAAAAUGUAUUUUUGUUUGGUCCAGGUGCAGAUGUGAAGGCCAGUGAUUACAGCCGACUAGGUCUGACUGGCUGUGGUGGCAUCGCCACAAACAAGCUUCUGGCCAAACGUGUGGUACUUUUUAAACCCAAUCAGCAAACUACACUGCUACCAGAAAAUAUCAGGGACAUCAUGAGUUGCCUAAGCAGUCUCCGUAAAUUACCGGGAGUGGGUCAUCAAACAAGCAAAAGACUUUAGGCCCUAAGACUGGUCAGCAUCAAAGACCUACAGCUCUUGCCGUUAAAUCACUUGGUGAAAGAAAUUGGAGCUUACUCUGCUGAACGUUUGAAGAAUCUGGUCAUGGGCAUUGAUACCUCGCCUGUAACACCCACUGGUGUGCCAUUUUGUGCACUGACGUGUGAGGACUCUUUCAAAAAAAUCUCAUCAACCAAAGAUGUUUUGGAAAAAGUUCAGCAACUUUUGAGCAGUCUGGUAGAAAGGAUGCACAAGGAUGGCCGACAGCCUCAAACCUUCACGCUGAGCAUCUGCAGGUAUUCUGCGACUAACAAGUGGCUCAGCCGUGAAAGCCCCCAGUGUCCAGUCCCUUACCACAUUGGACAGAAGAUCACCUCUGGUGGCUGUAAAGACGCUGUGGUCCUCCUGGUCCCAUUGGCCAUGAAGCUCUUCCAAAAAAUGGUGGACGGCAACUCCCCCUUUUACCUCACCCUCAAUAAUGUCUGUUUCAGUAACCUGCAGGCCAGAGGAGUUGCCGUCACAGGAAAGGGCUCCAUAACAGCUUUCCUGACACACAGCACAUCGCCCAGAAAAACACCCAUGUGCUCGCCACAAAAACAGGUGAAGAGAUGAGAAGGAAAGGAAAGUGAACUGCUUGUCAUUUUGACACAGCACACUACUGCACACAACAAAAUGUAACCUCUGCUUUUAACCCAUCAACAAAGUGAACAAUGGAGCAGGCCCAGGGAGCAGUGUGUAGGGACGGUGCCAUGCUCAGGGCACCUCAGUGGCAACUUGGCAGAUGGUGGACUCAAACCUGAAGUCUUCACUCCUCGCUGUCAGAUCGUCUCGUCUGUUCGCGAGGGCUGCACGUCCUCAUUCAGUUUCCAGUUGUGGAGAUUUUCUGCUGCCCAAGCCUUUCCUGUUGUGACGAUCCACACCUGUUCUCACCUGCUUUGUGGACGAGAGUCGUCCUGUAUUGUUGAGGAGAGUUUCUG